CAUCAACAAGACCGCGCAGCAUCUGCUACAACCAAAACAUACCACCAUAACUUCCCAUACCCAACCGCCAUGACAGAUCAGACACACCGCGACUUUCAGGCGCGCAGCUCUCGCAGUCAGACUCAGCGUCUUGAUCGCGCACGUAAUCCAGCCAAGCUCGUCAAUGAUCGUCCACAAAAAAUUUUCUUUGGAGUCUCGGCAAUCACAACAUCCGAUGAUAAGAUCGAAAUGGGCCUUUGCGCUCAUGAUGGCACCUACAGUAUGGACUUUGCAGUGCACUGCAUCGAGGCCAAGCGUGAUGGCGCAAAGACACUCUCAGACUUUGUCAUCAUGAGGGUCAAGGAGUAUCAGAAUGUUCGCAAUGUCAAAUGCCUUGGAGCCGGCAUAUCGAAAGCUGCUCAUGACAUCUCUCCGGAUCUGCCUGCCAGGAUGUGGGCAGAGCUCGACAUACCAACACUGGAGUUCGAAAGAAACCCCGUCGAGGGCGAUAUCAUCACGGGAGAAGUUGACGUUGACGAAGAAGCUGAUGCCAUGGCAAGAAAAUGCGUCGUCAUGUACGGCCCACAAAAGCAACCUCUUCUCCAGGUCGGUUUCUUGAAUGAGGUCUCAGUCGAUGCUGCAGGUCACGCCAUACUUUGCACCCUGGAGCAAUAUCGUAACACAGUCCGCAAGACUACAUGGGACGCCACAAUGCACUACGCCGAGCGUCUGAAGAAGCGUGGCAUCAGAAUGGCAUUCUUGAACGCGACCCCUCAAGGAGGAGGUGUUGCUCUCAUGCGACAUGCCCUGGUCAGAAUUGCUCGUUUGCUUGGUGUUGAGAUGAAGUGGUAUGUCCCACGACCAAAGAAUGAAGUCUUUCGCAUCACGAAGACCAAUCACAACAUACUUCAGGGAGUAUCUGAGCCGGAUGAACGCCUCAGCGCCGAUCAAACCGAGAUGAUCAAGAACUGGAUUCACAGCACCGCCAAACGUGAGUGGGUGCGUAAGAGAGGACCUCUGGCUAAGAUUGAAGACGGUGGUGCUCAUAUCCUCUUUGUUGAUGACCCUCAAAUGCCUGACAUUGUACCCCUGGCAAAGGAGAUUGAGCCGAACCGUCCUGUGCUAUAUCGCUCUCACAUCCAAGUCCGUGCAGACCUGGUAGAUGGUGCACCGGACAGCCCCACUGCAGAGGUCUUCAAUUGGCUGUACUCGCGAAUCAAGGAGGCCGAUCUUCUCAUCGCCCAUCCUGUGCGCGACUUUGUGCCAAAGCUUGUAGAGCCUCAGAAAGUGGCUUACUUGCCCGCUACUACUGACUGGCUAGACGGUCUCAACAAAGAGCUUCGUUUCGAAGAUUCUCGCUAUUACCUCGACAUUUACAAUGCCCACUGUCUCGAAUCCUCCCAACCUCAACUCGUCUUCCCGGCUCGCGACUACAUUGUCCAAAUCGCUCGCUUCGACCCCAGCAAAGGCAUCGACACCGUCAUCCGCUCAUACGGCGAAUUGCGCAGAAAAUACUACAAAGACACACCAGUACACCAAACACCCCAACUCUGCAUCGCCGGCCACAGCAGCAUCGACGACCCCGAUGCAUCAGCCAUGUUUGUCAAAACCAUGGACUUGAUUGAGAACGAGUACCCCGACCUGGCAUCCGACAUCUCAGUCAUGCGACUCGGACCCAUCGAUCAAGAGUUGAAUGUAUUGAUGAGCAAUGCAAAAAUUUGCCUGCAGCUCUCCACUCGUGAAGGGUUUGAAGUCAAAGUCUCCGAGGCAUUGCACAAAGGCGUUCCUGUUAUUGUGACCAGAGCUGGUGGCAUUCCUCUGCAGGUCGAAGACGGCAAAUCUGGAUUCCUGGUUGACACUGGCGAUUAUGAAAAGGUGGCUGAGUAUAUGUAUCAGUUGUUUACUGAUAGGGAUUUGUACGCUGAGAUGAGCGGGUACGCUGCUGCACAUGUCAGCGAUGAGGUCAGUACGGUAGGAAAUGUGCUUUCUUGGCUCUACCCGGCGGACACGAUGACCAGAGAGGAUGGCAAGAAGCUGGAGACCAAUGGAGCGUGGAUUAAUGACUUGGCCAGAGAAGGAGCAGGCAUCCCAUACGAAGAAGGCGAGCCCAGAUUACCCAGACACUACAAGACUUGAAACAGAUAAUAGCUGAGCGGGAAGAAGUUGCACAAAUACGAUAAUUGCUUCUGAAAAACAUACCAAG
Messenger RNA from Aureobasidium pullulans EXF-150, 2182 nucleotides. RefSeq names its product trehalose synthase. The transcript is spliced from 5 exons. The record is from RefSeq and is a predicted model, not a curated record. Lineage: Eukaryota; Fungi; Ascomycota; Dothideomycetes; Dothideales; Saccotheciaceae. Gene Ontology annotation, molecular function: glycosyltransferase activity. The coding region runs from base 70 to 2115 and encodes 681 amino acids.